This is a messenger RNA of Mya arenaria, 3012 nucleotides long. RefSeq names its product mucin-6-like. The transcript has a single exon. The record is from RefSeq and is a predicted model, not a curated record. NCBI's taxonomy places the organism in Eukaryota, Metazoa, Mollusca, Bivalvia, Myida, Myidae. Bases 1 to 3012 code for a protein of 1003 amino acids.
AUGCCACCUCAUAUCCACACUGCCUCACACCAUCAUGCCACCUCACAUCCACACUGCCUCACACCAUCAUGUCACCUCAUAUCCACACUGCCUCACACCAUCAAGCCACCUCAUAUCCACACUGCCUCACACCAUCAUGUCACCUCAUAUCCACACAGCUUCACACCAUCAUGUCACCUCAUAUCCACACUGCCUCACACCAUCAUGCUACUUCAUAUCCACACUGCUUCACACCAUCAUGCCACCCCAUAUCCACACUGCCUCACACCAUCAAGCCACCUUAUAUCCACACUGCCUCACACCAUCAUGUCACCUCAUAUCCACACAGCUUCACACCAUCAUGUCACCUCAUAUCCACACUGCCUCACACCAUCAUGCUACCUCAUAUAUACACUGCCUCACACCAUCAUGUCACCUCAAAUCCACACUGCCUCACACCAUCAUACCACCUCAUAUAUACACUGCCUCACACCAUCAUACCACCUCAUAUAUACAUUGCUUCACACCAUCAUGUCACCUCAAAUCCACACUGCCUCACACCAUCAUACCACCUCAUAUAUACACUGCCUCACACCAUCAUACCACCUCAUAUCCACACUAUCUCACACCAUCACGCUACCUUCUAUCCACAUUUCCUCACACCAUCAAGCCACCUCAUAUCAACACUGCCUCACGCCAUCAUGUCACCUCAUAUCCACACUGCCUCACGCCAUCAUGCUACCUCAUAUCCACACUGCCUCACACCAUCAUGCUACCUCAUAUCCACACUGCCUCACGCCAUCAUGCCACCUCAUAUCCAAACUGCCUCACACCAUCAAGUCACCUCAUAUCCACACUGCCUCACACCAUAAUGUCACCUCAUAUCCACACUGCCUCACACCAUCAAGCCACCUCAUAUCCACACUGCCUCACACCAUCAAGCCACCUCAUAUCGACACUGCCUCACACCAUCAUGCCACCUCAUAUCCACACUGCCUCACACCAUCAUGCCACCUCAUAUCCACACUGCCUCACACCAUCAUACCACAUUCUGUCCACACUGCCUCACACCAUCAUGUCACCUCAUAUCCACAUGCCUCACACCAGCAUGCCGCCUCGUAUACACACUGCCUCACACCACCAUACCACCUCAUAUCCACACUGUCUCACACCACCAUGUCACCUCAUAUCCACACUGUCUCUCACCAUCAUACCACCUCCUAUCCACACUGCCUCACACUAUCAUAUCACCUCAUACCAUCAUGCCACCUCCUAUCCACACUGCCUCACACCAUCAUGCCACCUCAUAUCCACACUGCCUCAUAUCAUCAUGCCACUUCAUAUCCACACUGCCUCACAACAUCAUGCCACCUCAUAUCCACACUGCCUCACAACAUCAUGUCACCUCCUAUCCACACUGCCUCACACCAUCAUGUCACCCCAUAUCCAUACUGCCUCACACCAUCAAGCCACCUCAUAUCCACACUGCCUCACACAAUCAUGCCACCUCCUAUCCACACUGCCUCACAACAUCAUGCCACCUCAUAUCCACACUGCCUCACACCAUCAAGCCACCUUAUAUCCACACUACCUCACACCAUCAUGCCACCUCAUAUCCACAUUGCCUCACACCAUCAAGCCACCUUAUAUCCACACUGCCUCACACCAUCAUGCCACCUCAUAUCCACACUGCCUCACACCAUCAAGCCACCUCAUAUCCACACUGCCUCACACCAUCAAGCCUCCUUAUAUCCACACUGCCUCACACCAUCAUGUCACCUCAUAUAUCCACACUGCCUCUCACCAGCAAGCCACCUUAUAUCCACACUGCCUCACACCAUCAAGCCACCUCAUAUCCACACUGCCUCACACCAUCAUGCCACCUCAUAUAUACACUGCCUCACACCAUCAUGCCACCUCAUAUAUACACUGCCUCACACCAUCAUGUCACCUCAUAUCCACACUGCCUCACACCAUCAAGCCACCUCCUCACACCAUCUUGUCACCUCAUAUCCACACUGCCUCACGCCAUCACGCUAUCUCCUAUCCACACUUCCUCACACCAUCAAGCCACCGCAUGUCCACACUGCCUCACGCCAGCAUGCUACCUCAUAUAUACAUUGCCUAACACCAUCAUGCUACCUCAUAUCCACACUGCCUCACGCCAUCACGCUACCUCCUAUCCACACUUCCUCACAACAUCAAACCACCUCAUAUCAACACUGCCUCACGCCAUCAUGUCACCUCAUAUCCACACUGCCUCACGCCAUCAUGCUACCUCAUAUAUACAUUGCCUCACACCAUCAUGCUACCUCAUAUCCACACUGUCUCACACCAUCAUGCCACCUCAUAUAUACACUGCCUCACACUAUCAUAUCACCCCAUAUCCACACUGCCUCACACCAUAAUGUCACCUCAUAUCCACACUGCCUCACACCAUCAUAUCACCCCAUAUCCACACUGCCUCACACCAUAAUGUCACCUCAUAUCCACACUGCCUCACACCAUCAUGUCACCCCAUAUCCACACUGCCUCACACCAUCAUGUCACCUCAUAUUCAUACUGCCUCACGCCAUCAUGCUACCUCAUAUCCAAACUGCCUCACACCAUCAUGUCACCCCAUAUCCACACUGCCUCACACCAUCAAGUCACCUCAUAUUUACACUGCCUCACGCCAUCAUGCUACCUCAUAUCCACACUGCCUCACACCAUCAUGUCACCUUAUAUUCACACUACCUCACACCAUCAUGCUACCUCAUAUAUACACUGCCUCACACCAUCAUGUCACCUCAUAUCCACACUACCUCACACCAUCAUACCACCUCAUAUAUACAUUGCCUCACACCAUCAAGCCACCCCAUAUCCACACUGCCUCACACCAUCAUGCUACCUCAUAUAUACACUGCCUCAGACCAUCAUGUCACCCUAUAUCCACACUGCCUCACACCAUCAUACCACCUCAUAUAUACACUGCCUCACACCAUCAAGCCACCUCAUAAUAUGGUCACUGCUCCGAGCCAUCAUACCAUCUAA